UCUCUCGCCCUCUCUCGCAAUCGCGAACUGAAAAUGGUAAAAGUGGCUUCGUUGCUGGGCCAACGGUGUAUUUUGUGCAAAAUUUAGGACUAAAUCCGGAUCGGAACCGGGCGAACCCGUCGUCAAAGUGUUGCGCAAGCUCAUAAAAACGGACAAGUCGGUGUAAGGACAGAGUUCAAUCAACCGCAAGUGAAGCCCCCUCCCGCCAACGAUUCUUGAAGCUUGAAUCGCCUUUCACCGAGAAGAAUACAAAAAAAAAUACAGGAAGAAUUUAGUGAAAGUAGUUUUGUUAUUUUUCGUGAGUGCUUGCUUCUGGCAGAAAUCACCCAAAUCGUCACACAUACAGAACGUGUGCGUGUGUGUGCGUGCGUAUACGUGUGUGUGUUUUGGUGAAAAAAGAAAGAAGAAAAAAGAAAAACAAAACGAACACAAAACUCCCCGAGAUUCGUCUCAGGCGAUGCAGCAGAGUGCGGAGGACAGCUCGAGCCUCAUGGACACCGAUCACGGCAGCAAUGUGUUGUCCGCGUCGUCGCCACCGUUAAACAGUGCCGUCGCCGUUGCCACCGCCCCUGCGUCGGUGGCCAUCGCCGCGGUCGCCGGAAGUGUGCCGGUGCCGGCGGGUGUCGGUUCCGCUCCCGGCGUCGUCGUGGUCGGGCGUACCGGCGAAUCGCUGGAAUUUCACUGCCGCAUGCUGGAAGAGGAACUUCAAUCGAUCAAGGAAUCCGAGUCCAAGCUCAAACAACAGUAUGUCGAAUCUCAGCGCCGCGAGCGGAUUCUGGCCAGGCGACUCGCCGUCAAGGAACAGGAGAUGCAAGACUUUGCCAGUCAAAUUGCCGAGCUUAAAACCGCCCAGGCCCCGGGACAGGCCGCCCUCCGGUCGGCGCUGCUCGAUCCGGCCGUCAACAUACUCUUUCAAAAGCUCAAGAACGAACUCCAGCAGACCAAAGCGAAGCUGGAGGAAACGCAGAACGAGCUGUCCGCGUGGAAGUUCACCCCGGACUCGAACACCGGCAAACGGUUGAUGGCCAAGUGCCGGCUGCUGUACCAGGAGAACGAAGAACUGGGCAAGAUGACCUCAAAUGGACGGUUGGCCAAGCUCGAGGGUGAACUGGCCCUGCAGAAGAGCUACAACGAGGAGGUCAAAAAGUCACAACUGGAGCUGGACGACUUCCUGCAGGAGAUGGACGAGGACGUCGAGGGCAUGCAGAGCACGAUCGUGUUCCUGCAGCAGGAGCUUAAGCACACCAAGGACGAGAAGGAAACCCUGGAGAAGGAGGUCCUGCAGCUGCGCUCAUACGUCAACGGUUGUGGCACCACCAAUAACGGCGGCGAAGAUGGCACCGUGGCCGCCGACCCGAACCGGAUGGACACUUCGGAGCCGGAACCGGAGUCGGGUCUAGUGAAUGGGAGUAACAAUAAGUUGGUGAAGCAAAGUGGUGGUUCAAGUGGUGGUGUUGUUGAUCAGAAUCGGACGCACUGUGUUAGUGGCAACAGCAAUCCGGAUUUGCUCCCGAACGGUGGUGAUGAGUUGGUUGGCGAGCAAGACGCCAACAGUAGACUUUGCGGUGGUAAUAACGCUACUAGUGCAACCGGUAGUAACAAUAAGAAAGCAAACAACAGGACUGCAAAAACCGUUGGUGGCAAGAAGCGAAACUACGCCGAAGAUUCGGACGAUCUCCACCCACAGGACGGCGGCGCAGACGACGAGGAAGACAGUGGCCACUACGAGGACGGAUCCAACAACGGCAAAAUGCUGGCCCCCGACAGUCAGCAGGAUCAGGACCAGGAAAUGACCACGACCACGACGACGACGACCAGCAGCAAGCGCAUGACCCGGUCCGGCAAGGGCAAGGCACCGCCCAAGCUGAGCGUAAAGAAGCUGCGGAGGGCAUCGGUCCUAUCGGCCGACCCGGCAGAGGACGAUGACGCGCCCGACGGCGGAUUCGCUGCCAACGGUGCGAACUGAGUGAACUCCACCCCCCACCGCGAGUGAGUGUUUGUGUUUGGGAAAACCGGCGCGACAAGACUCCUGAGAAAAUCACUCAACAUUGAAAUUAGAACUUUAAGCUAAAAAAAACAACAACAACAAACAUACAAACUAGCUACAAUAAUACUUAUUGUAGAAAAUCAAACGGUUAGACGCAACUUGAUUAGGGAGAGUGAGCGAACAAUCACGCGUUAGCAAACAAAACAAAAAAA
Culex quinquefasciatus (southern house mosquito) is the source of this 2199-nucleotide messenger RNA. RefSeq names its product pre-mRNA-splicing regulator female-lethal(2)D (gene fl(2)d). The transcript has 5 exons. Gene Ontology annotation, biological process: regulation of alternative mRNA splicing, via spliceosome. The record is from RefSeq and is a predicted model, not a curated record. The coding region runs from base 458 to 1966 and encodes 502 amino acids. Gene Ontology annotation, cellular component: nucleus. Lineage: Eukaryota; Metazoa; Arthropoda; Insecta; Diptera; Culicidae.